Messenger RNA from Penicillium brasilianum, 300 nucleotides. Lineage: Eukaryota; Fungi; Ascomycota; Eurotiomycetes; Eurotiales; Aspergillaceae. The record is from the annotation of a GenBank genome assembly.
AUGUCUGCCAACACCGUGAGGUCGCUCUACCGGCGGUCCUUGAAGUUGUCGCUGGACUGGGCUGUCCAGCGAUCCAUCUGGCGCGGACAGGCCGUCUACAUCCGCUCCCUCUUCGAUGCCAACAAGGACGUCCGUGAUCCUCGCCAGCAACAGAUUUUGCUGCGCGAGACCGAGAAGCUGUUGAACGAGUGGAAGCACCCCGACCCCUACCGGGCUCCCACGGCCCCUGGUGGAAACAAAUGGGAGCGCAACAUUCCCGCUCCGAUUCUUCCAUAUGCGGCGCCCCCCUCUGCCCACUAA